AUUAUAUCUUACAUUAUAUUAUAUAUAUAUAUAUAUAUAGAGAGAGAGAGAGAGAGAGAGAGAGAGAGAGAAUAGAAUUAUAUCUAUAUAUAAAUAUAGAAAUGUAAUUUUUAUAUAGGUGCAUUGCUGGACCUGUUUGGGGCAUCUAUUUCACAAAACUUGAAUGGUAUUGGCUAAGAGACUGGGAUUUGUUUGGCAUGCCUCAAACCCCAGAUGCAACAACACUUUGAUUUGUGUGAGAAAGGGAGGGAGAGAAUCUUAAAUUCUUCUCUAGUUUUAUUUUAUUCUUUCUUCUGCAGUAUAUACUGAUGGAGAAUGUGAAGGCAAAGUCUCUCUCUCUCUAACAAACAAAAGCUAUCAUCAUCAUCUUGCUGCUAACUGGUGAGAGAAGUUCUUGGUGCAAUUUAACAAGCAACUGUGUUGGCUUUUUCCUUGAAAGAUCGAGUCAUCUUUUCUUAGUAUUUGCUCCUUCUUCCUCAUCUUUACGACAUAAGAGCUACCUUUCAUCUUCUCAGUUCUUACAGGGAUAUGCAAAGAGUGAUUUGUGUAUGAGAAGGAGAUAAUAUCAUCAGAAUCUUGAAAUGUGAUACAGAAGCAAUUCUCAGCACAAAUUCUUUAAAAAGAAAGGACGGAUAUAUAGACAGUAUACUGUACAAUCAGCUGCUAACUGACACACGACCUAUAUCUAAAUAGAAUAUCUUUAAUGGAGAAAUUUCUCAAGCCUUAUGACAAGGAAUUCAUGAGAAUGGCCAUGUUGAAACAUGAAGAAACAUUCAAAGAGCAGGUGAAUGAACUUCAUCGACUAUAUCGAAUCCAGAAGAUACUUAUGAGGAACAUUGGCAGCAAAAGGCCUAAUACACAAGGUAGUCAAGAAUUAUGGAACUCCAAGAAUAGCAUUAGUUUUGCACAGAAGUCUAUAAUGAAACUGGACUUGGAAAGGCCGGCUGAUCAAGAUUAUGCUGUAGAAUCAAGUGGUGAUCAUAGAGCUGCCUUGGAGAUUAUCGACGAGAGUGAGAUUGAGCUAACGCUGGGUCCUUCAAGUUAUAACAGAGGGAAUAGGAAGAAACGUGAGACGCCAUUAACGUCAGAUUCCGGACCUUCAAGCUUCUCUUCAUCUUCCACUGGAUCUAGUCACAUUAACAAGACUGCAAGUUCUUUAGGCCAUCAUAAGAAAAUGAAUACAAAAAAAUCAGAAGAAGCAUCAGGUGGGCGCGAAUUGGGGAUUGUUCAGGUUCCUGAUAUGACAUUGGGCAAUUACCAAAGUGAAAAUAGAACUAGUAGUAAUAUUGACGUUGAUGAACAAUUGAGACAAGAGAGACUAAAGCAGCCACCUUGGCUUUUCCAAGUUUUGAGUCUGAACAUGACCUGAAAAAAAAGAAAAACAGAAAGAACAAAAAAAGAGAAAAAGAAAACUUCUAUUAAGUCGAUAGGAUAUGAUUUUAGAACAUAUUACUAUCGGCUAUUUCAGUCACUUGUAUGCUUGUAUGGAUCUUUUUCUGUUUAGUCUUUUAGCUUAGUGGGUGCCCUGUGUAGGAAUGACUUGUUUUUAAUGGCUUACAAAAAGCAUUAGAUUCUGAAGAUAUGGAAUGUUUUUAGAUUUUAA
Ricinus communis (castor bean) is the source of this 1603-nucleotide messenger RNA. RefSeq lists its product as uncharacterized. The coding region runs from base 704 to 1369 and encodes 221 amino acids. Lineage: Eukaryota; Viridiplantae; Streptophyta; Magnoliopsida; Malpighiales; Euphorbiaceae. The record is from RefSeq and is a predicted model, not a curated record. The transcript is spliced from 3 exons.